AUGAGUGUUUCAAGAGAAGGCUAUUUAAUGAAAAAAGGUAGUAAAACAAAUUCAUGGAAGAAGUGUUAUUUUAUGGUUCAAUCAAAUUUAUUAUUAAGAUAUGAAAAACAACCUAAAAAAGUAUCAUUACCAAAAGAUACAAUAGAUUUAAUAGCAACAGAUAUUCAGCAUAGCAGCCUAACAAAAUAUUGUAUAUCAAUUAGAAAUUUAAAUACACACAAAACAACAUAUCUAACAGCACAGGACCAAAAUGAAAUUGAAAGUUGGUUAACCUCAUUAAAAAAUGCUUCAAACAACUUUAAAUCAACAACUACAACCACAACCACAACAUAUAUACAAACACAACCACAACAACAACAACAGCAACAGCAACAGCAACAGCAACAGCAACAGGUUAGCUAUUCAUAUGGUACAGGUAGUAUAAGUAAAAGUGGUACUUCAACAACAACAACUACCACAAGUGUAUUUCCAUCAUCAUAUUAUUCCUCAUCCUCCAAUACAGCCGUAAAUCCCACCUACUUUACUCAGGUAUCAACUAACAGCCAAUCAAAUAUUAAUCCAAUGGACUUUUAUCAGUACAAAGCAUCUGUUUCACCCAAUAAACUCCCUGCCACAACAACUACUGUAGUGAUCCCACCACCACAACAACCUGCACCAGGGUCUUUCAACCAACCAUACACCCAACAACCACUAUUACCAAAACAAUCUUCAUUAUCAUCGUUAAAUCCGCAAUAUAAUCAACAACAACAACCACCAUUACCACAACAUUCAUCUUAUAAUCAAUUUCCACAACAAUAUUCACCACCCCCAUCUCACUACCAACCACAACAACCCCAAUCAUAUUAUCCUCCACAACCAUCGCAAUAUAGCAGUUAUACACAAACUUUACAACAACCACAACAAUAUUCGCCACCUCCAUCCCAUUACCAACAACAACCACAACAACCACAACAAUCACAACAACCACAACCAAACCAACCACAGUUUUCCGAUUUUUCUUCACAGCCACCACCAUCAUACUCUCAAUAUUCCCAGUACUCUCAAUAUUCAUUCAAAACUAAGUAG
Messenger RNA from Dictyostelium purpureum, 1065 nucleotides. RefSeq lists its product as uncharacterized. The record is from RefSeq and is a predicted model, not a curated record. The coding region runs from base 1 to 1065 and encodes 354 amino acids. Lineage: Eukaryota; Evosea; Eumycetozoa; Dictyosteliales; Dictyosteliaceae. The transcript has 2 exons.